This is a messenger RNA of Hemibagrus wyckioides, 5149 nucleotides long. RefSeq names its product abhydrolase domain containing 2, acylglycerol lipase a (gene abhd2a). The transcript has 11 exons. The record is from RefSeq and is a predicted model, not a curated record. Gene Ontology annotation, molecular function: monoacylglycerol lipase activity; acetylesterase activity. Gene Ontology annotation, biological process: medium-chain fatty acid catabolic process; acylglycerol catabolic process; medium-chain fatty acid biosynthetic process. Gene Ontology annotation, cellular component: sperm flagellum; sperm plasma membrane. The coding region runs from base 249 to 1550 and encodes 433 amino acids. Lineage: Eukaryota; Metazoa; Chordata; Actinopteri; Siluriformes; Bagridae.
AUUGCUGUCCUUAACUGUAAUUUGGAUGAGAGAGAGAGAGAGAGAGAGAGAAUCUGCUAGAAAGGGUCAGCGGAUAAAUGCGGAUACAAACAGUUGUCCGUAUGGACAGGUUUAGAGACAGCUAACCUGUAAGAGAGAUCUGUUGUUAAGCGGAAAAGGUUGGACCUGAUCACUGUGACCACUCUGUCUUCUUUAUCCAAGCAUAAGAGAUUACAAUUUAGAAAGCCACACAAGCAACAGAACCAGCCAUGAGUACUCACGAGCCAGAGGUGUACACGGUGGCGCCGGAGAUGCCGGCCAUGUUCGACGGGAUGAAGCUGGCGGCUGUCGCCACCGUGCUGUACAUCAUCGUCCGGUGCCUGAAUCUGAAAAGCCCCACCGCGCCCCCGGACAUCACGUGCCAGGACACGCCUCUCAACCGCUUCCUCCUCAAAUCCUGCCCCCUUCUGACCAAAGAAUACAUUCCUCCGCUAUUGUGGGGAAAAAGUGGCCAUUUACAGACGGCUCUGUAUGGAAAGCUGGGCCGUGUGAGCUCCCCGCACCCGACCGGCCUGCGCAUGUAUCUGCCAAUGCAGGACGGCGCCACAGCAACCUUUGAUCUCUUCGAACCUCUGGCAGAUCAUCAGAGCGGAGCGGAAGUCACCAUGGUUAUCUGCCCAGGCAUUGGUAAUCACAGCGAGAAGCACUACAUCCGCACGUUUGUGGAUCAUUCACAGAAGCAAGGCUACCGCUGUGCCGUGCUCAACCACCUCGGGGCCUUGCCCAACAUCGAGCUCACCUCCCCCCGCAUGUUCACUUAUGGCUGUACCUGGGAGUUUGCAGCCAUGGUGGGCUACAUAAAGAAGACCUACCCUCAGAGCCAGCUCAUCGUGGUGGGCUUCAGUCUCGGUGGCAACAUCGUCUGCAAAUUCCUGGGGGAGAGCCAUGCCAAUCAGGAGCGUGUGCUGUGCUGCGUGAGCGUGUGCCAGGGCUACAGUGCACUCAGAGCUCAGGAGACCUUUCUGCAGUGGGACCAGUGCAGGCGUUUCUAUAACUUCCUCAUGGCUGACAACAUGAAGAAGAUCAUUCUGUCACACAGGGGCAGUCUGUUUGGAGGAGGCUCUCUUAAAUUGAUAGAUGCAGAUCUGAGACGCCUUUACACUGCCACCUCUCUCAUGCAGAUCGAUGACAACAUCAUGAGAAAAUUCCAUGGACACAAUUCCUUAAAAGAGUACUAUGAGAAGGAGAGCUGUGUGCACUACAUUCACAAUGUGAAUGUUCCACUCCUGCUGGUGAACUCCGCCGAUGACCCUCUCGUACACCAAUCUCUUCUCACAAUCCCACGCACACUCUCAGAAAAGAAAGAGAAUGUGAUCUUCGCCCUGACGCUGCACGGCGGCCACCUGGGCUUCUUCGAGGGAGCCGUACUCUUCCCGCAGCCUCUCACCUGGAUGGAUAAGGUCAUCGUGGGGUACGCCAACGCCAUCUGCCAGUGGCAGAAGCAGAAGCCAGCAUGCCAAAGCCAGGAAGACCAAGCCUCAGAGGGCACAUGUGCGGACAAUACUUCCUAAACUUUGACCUCUUGCCGUCUCUCGAUUCAUACCCAUUCAUGACCAAACCACUCAGACCUUUCUGACUGGUCUCAUCUUACACACACGAAAAAAGCAUCUUUGUGAUCAGUGGUAGAGAAAAUGUUCUAUAUUUUGGGGAUCACUCACAACACAUGCAUACAGGCACAUAAAUGUUAAAGAGGAUGAAAUGAGGGCAGUGUUAUACAUGUACCAUAUUUUCUGGACUUAAAGAUGCUAACACAUGAUGAUAUAUAUUUCGCAUCACGCUAAUUCUAAAUACAUUUGUUUUGGGGUUUUUUUUUUGUUUUUUUUUACGGAAAAACACAAACAUUAGUUUGGCACUACAAUAGAUGCGUUACCUGGUGAAAUUUUAAAAACCUUUUACACUAUGUAGAGUUCUGAAAACUACAGACCUUUCUGGACUGUAUAUAUAAAGUUACCCAACAAAAGUCAAAACUUUGUGUAGAAAAAUUUUUUUAAGUCAGACUGCCUGUUUUUACCGCCAUGUUUGUUAACACACAGUGACAUCUGAAGGGCUUUGCCAUGCUAUGACUUCUUGAUAAGGAUGGACUUACAGACAGGACCAAUUACACUAAAGUGCCAUUAUGGAGGCAGUAAAAACAUACUUAAAAAUGACUGCUACUUGAAUUGCUACACAGAUUUGCAUCUUGCACUUAUUGUCUGGAAAAUAUGGUACACGUUAUAUCGGUUUAAACAUGUCAAUAAAUGCACUGGCCCUAAAAAAAAAAAAAGUUAGCUUUUAGCUGCUAGAGUGGAAAGACUUCAGCACAAACAGCUACUGUAGACCGACUGUGCACUACCACACUGUACAUAACACUGAGGGAGCGGGCCGUUAUGCAGGCACUGUGUGCUUAUAGCGAGGACAGGCAUGCUGCUGGUGCCUCUUCUGUGCUCUUCGAAAUGCUCACUGGUCUGUCGAUACCUCGACUAGACCUAGUCAGCACUUGUGUUAUUCAUUUAACUGUAUUCAUUUUGGGUGAAAAAAAAUGAGUCCAAUAUGUACUCAUCAUAGCAUUUUUUUUUUUUUUUUUAAAGCACUUUAUAUUAUUUUUGCCAUACAUUCGUUGGGUAGUUAGAGGAAGAUUGAGGUUCUAAAACAAAGACUAGAUCAUACAAUGCACUCAGAGGGAGAGAUGUCCAAACUCUUCAGCUCAAUGACUCGAUGAUCCCUCCUGUUCACCAAAGCCUGACAAUUCAUCAAAACACAUUCUAUCAGUUCUGUACGCUUUACUGCGAUGUUGUUCGGAUUGCAGGAGUUUGGUUGAAGUGUGGAUCAGAGUAGGAGUUCAGCAGGAGACUGCUCGUGUCUGUGAAAGCUGGCUCACCGCAGGCAUGUUUCGUUUUUCAUUUGUGCUUCGUGACCAGUUUUUAUGGAUGUGUUUCAUUGUAAUUUGUAAAGGGAACAGAAUCUGCGAGAAAAUGACUGCCUUUGUGUUCCAGUCCUUUUAGAGUAACUGCAUGUUCUUGAAUAGUUGGGAUAGAAUGGAAGCCGAAAAAAAAGUCAUCUACUUUCAAGGGAUUGUAAGAGGGGGAAAUUUUUUUUUUUUUUUUUUUUCCCGUUCGCAUCAUUUUUAAAGGAAUAGUUGAAAUUAAAUUUGCACAGUUUUCCUGUAAUCCUAAAUUUAGACUCGGACAUGUUAGUGUCUGAGGUUCGCUCCGCUAGUUUUGUAGUGGAGCUACGAUACUACUGUUGCUAACAGCUAAAGGAAGGAUGCUUACAGCUAUCAGUUUAACAUUGUGCAUGUCUAAGCCAGGUCGUGUUUCAUAGUUCAAGGGUCUUUGUUUUUGAUUCUGAGCUUCUCCGCUUUGUCCAUGUUGGUUUUUUCCAUUCGUUUCUCAUUCAGGGGUGAAUUCCAACCUCAUCCUCAAUUUUCAGGGUCCACCAUUUACAUUUAUGGCAUUUGGCAGGCUUACAUUUAUCUAAUUAAUACAGUUAAAUGUCUAGGGCCACUGCUGUCAAUCUGCCACUGCUGGGAUUUGCACUAAUGCACAUCACUGAGUUAUCACAGCCCCACCAUGACUGUGACCAGAAUAUAAAGCUUACUGAAUGUGAAGGAAUGAAAUUUGGCUAAUUUGACCCGAAUCAUUAUUAACUUGCUGAGAAAGAACGUGAAUAUAUCUACAGUUAUUAACUCUUUGACCUAACCCAGACUGUUUAAGAUGACCACACAACACGACGCAGUUUGAAUCCAGUAUGCACGAUGAUAAACCGCUUGCUGUAAGACAACCAUUAGUUGAUAACGACAUUAUUCAUAUCCGUUAAGUGCAAUUGGUUGCGAUUGAGUCAUUGGAAAUGGGACGUAGAUGUUUGAGACGAUGGACGUUUGAGGAAACCGUCAUUUUGGGAAUGCACUCGGCCUGUUAUUUCUCCAUCAUCCUGAAAGAGAAGGAAGUUCGAGUUAGUUGUUCUCUCCAGUGAGCAGAGCACAGACGCCACCUCCUGGUCUUUUGUUUCUUUGAUUAAUCUCCAUAUACACCAAAAUCCUGUGUGUUUUCUAGUAUUGAUAUUUGGGACAGACCUCAAACUCUAAUCUCAUGCAGUAUAUACUUUUUUAUCUGCAGUAACAAAAGGGAAAAAAAAAAAAAAAAACACUUCUGAUUGCUCUUCUAUCGGAUCUCAUGUUAGUAGAACACUGAUGAAGGAAAAUCAGUUUUGUUCGUUCAGUAUUGAAGCACACCAAGAGAUCUGAGCUAUCAGGAACACCAGCAUCAUUCCAGUCUCCAUCAACUUGAUGCUCAGCAACCUUCUGCCUUUCUGAAUGUUUCUCACCGUUUUUUUUUUUUUUUUUGCACAACAAAUGCAGGCUUUAGCUGUAUCUCUUUAAUUUUCAGAGUUAAUUUUUUGAUAUCUAUCUAUAUAUGUGUGUAUAUAUAAUUGUCUUUCUUGCUGAUGGUUAUUUACUCAUUUGUUUUGGACUAUGAUGUACAUGAAUAAUCAUCGGUUUGUGUGUUUAUGCUGAUCAUCAGCACACGUUUUAUUCUGAAAACCAAAACCAGAAAAAAAUGUAAAUAUACACGGUGAAAUUCUGUAGUUUAUGUAACAGGGUGUUUUUUUGUUUUUCCAUCAGCAAUAACGUCUGAGGUUUGUUUGUUGUUGUUUUUUUCCAUCAUGCCAAACUGAGGGGCCUCGUCCAGAAAAAUAAGAAGCGUGUCAAAUUAGGAGUGUGAAAUCACAUUCCUGCUGUUCAUACACACACACACACCCGCAAUCAUUUAGCAUUGAAAAAGCAUUUGUUUUAAUAUUCGAUCAUAUUUAUAAAUCCGUUGGCAUUCCCUCUGACUAUCAGGUGGAAAUCGCCGAUGCAGUGUAAGAUCAUUCCAUGAUUUAUGCAGUGAAAUUUGAUUUCUAGAUUUAUAGAGCUGAUCACAGUGUAUUCACAGUGCUGUGUGUUCGGUGGGUUGUUUGUACCCAUGACUAUAUCAUAUUCCACCUUCACUAACCAUAACAACCUAGUUGUGUCUAAUUUCUUUUUUUUUCUUUCUUUUUUUAUUUUGGGUGAAAAACAAUGGCGUGUGAUUGAAUAAUUGGAAUUAAAUAUAAUUCAUGUGUUAAAAUAAAUUAUUUUCUUGUAUAAAUA